AGAGCAGGGAGGGGAGUUUAAACUAAGUGCUAUGUUUUGGGACAGCUAAUCUGCUAGCGAGGAGUGUUAGGAUCGGAGCGUAUUGUGCGGCGGAGAGAUAAGGCAGACCGCCGAGCCCAACCGACCGACCGAUUGUCUGACUGACUUCUCGUUUGAAUGCGCUGACUCCAGGGAGCCUUGAAAAAAAUAUAUAUAUUGAUUCAAGGGAUCUUGGACACUAACUGCAUGGUCCAAGAGCCAAAAGCAAAGAAAAGAAAGGACAUCGUAGAUUUUUUUUUUUUUAAACUUGAUUUUUUAUUUCUUUUUUUUACGCUUCUGGGACUGAUUCCCAAAGCCGAGGAACGGAGAAGCCGACAAUAGGACAGAAUACUAAAAGUACCCGAUUUUUGAAGAUGUUCGAAAUAAGCCGAACACUCAACGCCGCCUUGCUGAGCAAUGAGCAUCUCAAGAUGAUGGCGAGGUACGGGCAGCUCUCGGGACUAGCAGCCAGUGGCGUGGGCUCCGUACCCGAGUCGCACUCGCCGCUAUUUCCCAGGGAUCUCCCGUCAUCGCCCGCCCAGACGGGGUACAGGUCAUCCCUGGGGUCGACAGAGACACAGUGGCGUCAGGCAGAGCUCCCACAGCUCCAGGGCUGGGCAGAGAAGGGAUUGCUGACACAGCCAAAGAUGAUCAUCAGUAACAUGGAGGCUCCGGUGACAAAUGGCCCCAGCGGAGGGGGCACCACGGCCAACGGCCCCACCAGUAACAGCCGCGGCUGCCCCUCGCCCAUGCAGACCGGGCCCACAAACGACGACAGCAAGACCAACCUCAUUGUCAACUACCUGCCCCAGAACAUGACCCAGGAGGAGUUCCGCAGCCUGUUCGGGAGCAUCGGGGAGAUCGAGUCCUGCAAACUGGUGCGCGACAAGAUCACAGGUCAGAGUCUGGGCUAUGGCUUUGUCAACUACAUCGAUCCAAAGGACGCAGAGAAAGCCAUCAACACGUUAAAUGGACUCAGACUUCAAACCAAAACGAUCAAGGUUUCGUAUGCGCGACCCAGCUCGGCCUCCAUCCGUGACGCCAACCUGUACGUGAGCGGCCUGCCUAAGACGAUGACCCAGAAGGAGCUGGAGCAGCUCUUCUCCCAGUACGGACGCAUCAUCACCUCCCGCAUCCUUGUCGACCAGGUCACAGGCCCCACAGGCGGCUCCCGGGGCGUGGGCUUCAUCCGCUUUGAUAAGAGGAUAGAAGCUGAGGAGGCCAUCAAGGGCCUCAACGGACAGAAGCCAUCAGGUGCGGCGGAGCCCAUCACGGUCAAGUUCGCCAACAACCCCAGCCAGAAGACCAGCCAGGCCCUGUUGUCGCAACUCUACCAGUCACCCAACCGCCGAUAUCCGGGGCCCCUCCACCACCAGGCUCAGAGGUUCAGGCUGGACAAUUUGCUUAAUAUGGCCUAUGGCGUAAAGAGGUUUUCUCCCAUCACCAUCGACAGCAUGACCAGCCUGGUGGGCAUGAACAUCCCCGGGCACACCGGAACCGGUUGGUGCAUCUUCGUCUACAACCUGUCCCCGGAUUCGGACGAGAGCGUGCUGUGGCAGCUCUUCGGUCCGUUCGGCGCCGUCAACAACGUCAAGGUGAUCCGUGACUUCAACACCAACAAGUGCAAAGGCUUCGGCUUCGUCACCAUGACAAAUUACGACGAGGCGGCCAUGGCUAUCGCCAGUCUCAACGGUUACAGGUUGGGCGACCGCGUCCUGCAAGUCUCCUUCAAGACUAACAAGACACACAAGUCCUGAACUUUAUGUAAGAAGCAGUCGCCACCCCCAACCCCCAGCACCUCGGCCCCCAUCCAAAAUUGCCCCCCUCCUCCCACACAACCACCCCGCCCUCAAGCCCCUCCAGUCAGCAGCACUACUACCAACCUCCUUCAGUCAUCCAACUGGAACAUCAAGCAAGCAUCCAAAACCAAUUGAACUAGAAAUGGCUUAUAUCAUAACUUUGGACCUAUAAGCCAACGUUGCCUAAGUAUUACGGAAAUGAAAAUGAAAAUGAUUUCUGGGAAGUUCCCGUUGUUGUAUAUUCUUUCUGUUUGUUCUGGUUGCUAAAAUGAUUUUUCUCUUGGGUGUAAACGGUAGCAAAUCCCCUCAUUUUAGAGACGAGAAUGUCCUUUUUAGACCAACUGUCUUGAUUCAGGAUUAUUAUUAUUUUUUUUUUUUUUUGUAUAUCCGGAUCCACUGUCGUUAGUAUCCCAGACCUCCCUGUCAGUGAAAGGGGGGGGCUCUUUUUUUAAAAAAAAUGGUGAUCCAUGCAUUCAUUUCUAGCCGUAUUAAAAAAGUCCCCUUAUUAUUAUUAUGUGGGAUUUCACACUCCCGCUGAUUCUGAUGUAAAAAAAAAAAAAAGUAAUUUAUAACAUUUUUGUUUUGUAUCGCAAACAAAACAUAACGUCUUUCCUCACAGGGAGAUGGGGUGCAGGGGUGGGGGAUGGGUUAGCUUUCCUGAUGACAUAUUAAGUAAUUUAAGAAAAAAAAAAUAACACUGUUGCCAAAGAGAAGAUCUCUUUGCUUGGAAAUAAAAAAAAAGAUGCGUUUAGAAAAAAAAGAUAAAAAUAAAUAGAAAGAGGAAUCUAUUUUUAUAAAUGAUAAUUAAAAUAAUAAUUACUGAGAAAUUUUUACAAGAAUCUGGAUUUGAAAAAAGAGAAAAAUAUUUUGACUGGCUAACUGGGAGUGGGAGGGAAGGGGGGGGGGGGCACCACCUUGUCUUGUCGUUCUGCCAUUUCUAGGCUCAACAGAUCGUUUGUUUUCCGAGGUAGCCCGGUUGGCGACAGCGAUUUUGUAGACGGAAGGUUUUGUGAAAAAAAAAACAAAAAAAAAACGGAAACCGAGGCGGGUGAUUUUGGUAAUUUUUCACACAGUGCGUAAUUAUUCAAUACCCAAACGGGGAAGGGAAAAGGGGAACCAUCGUUAGCGUCCAGAGCCCCAAAGCAAGGAGACCCUUUGUCUGGUUCUUUUCCCGUUACCGUCAACAUGUCCACAUGGGACAUCAGUAAACACAACAUAUAUGCAUAUGUCCACGUAGACCGCAUCCUCGGCAUCAUAUGGUUUCUCUUUGCUCCGCAUUUGUGUGCAAAACUUCCUUUUAGCGAUCAACAGUAGGUGCUAUACUACAUUAUUCACAUAUCUUAAAUAUCCCAGUUGGUUGUUCUAUGUGUUGUUUCGAAAUACUAAUACGUUGAUGUUGGCAUUGAAUUGAGCUUCUUUGUUUAUCGUUGGCCCAAAUUGUCUGGUGAGACUAUUUCGUUUGCUGAAAAACCACAUCAACUCAAUUCUGGGCGGUGUAUUAAAAAAAAUUAAAAAAAAGAACAAAAAAUAUGAAAAAAAAUCACUGAACAAAAUAAUUUUUUUAAAUUUUUUUUAUUUUUUGCUUUGUUUGGCUUGCUGAUUUUUUUUUAGUUUCUUGCUCAGCGUGGCGCGUUCGUCCAACUUAACGAUGAUUAGCUCUAGUUCCUUUAGUCUAGAUAUUUGUUUCCUGAGAAAGGCGAUCUAUGACUACUGUGUCUUUAUUUGCUCUGUACAAAUAGAUGAUCUAUCGAUAUAUAUAUAUAUAUAUCUAUAUAUACAUAGUCUACAUUUGUUUUACAAUAUCUACUGUACUUAUCUGAGUUGUCACUGUUCUUUAGUUGGAGCUUGUCUUUUUCAACUUAUUAUGAAGUGGUGGUUCAGUUACUUAGAAAAAAAAAACUUGUGAGGAAACUGUUAAAUUGUCGUCAUGUUGCUUGUGGAGAAAAAAAAAAUAAGGUUUGGAUGAACUUUUCGUUAUUACCUACCGCGGCAAAAAGAAACCGAACAAAAAGCUUUGAAUAUAAAAAGCGUAUUUGGAACCUACUUCUCUAAUUUAUUUACUUUCUAUUUAUUUCUAUUUAUGAUCUAUUUAUGAAGGGGUUAAUUUAUCUGUGUAUUUAUGUAUUUAUUUGUUUCAUUGUCUGUGUAUUUGCGUGAUUCUGGUACAGGGAGUGGGGGCGUUUCUGAGCAAAAGGGAACAAAGCGACUAGUGGAGAAGCUCUUCCAGUAGUCCACUGCACUGAGAGAACUUUUAGUACGUUUGUGCUUUGUACCAAUAUAUCAAAACGAUCAUAUAAAAAAACUCUAAAAGUCAGGAAAACUGAAAAAAAAAGUGUGUGGAGCGUCGGCGGAGAGGGGGAGGGGGACGCUCUUCCCUUAUUACUAGAAACAGUUACUCGCUAUGCAUAACCUAGUUAUUAAUAGUUCAAUUUGCUAUUGCUUUUUUCUUGUCUUGUUCAAAAAUGAAAAUCUCUUUCGAUCUUUUUCCAAUGACGUUUAGUCUUAAUAGAAUGUUAUAAACAGUCGUUCUGGUUCAAUAUAACCUGUGAUAAGUUUGUGUAGUUCUCGAAAGCCACUUCGUCCACACCCUCCCUCCACUUACUACCGCUUUGUGAUGAAAUCUUUAUGCAAAAAUGUUCUUUUUCACGACACUGAUUGGAACGUUCGGCUCACCGAGGCUCAUCCCAGGUUGCACUGGACUAAAGAUAUUUUUAAAAUUGCAUACCGACAGAUGUUUAAAAAUAGAAACUCUUAUUUACAAGUACUCUGGAGGGAUGAAAAGAGGAUUGUACCGAUUCUAUAUUUUAUAUACUCUAAUAUGAUAUAUAUUAUAUAUUUUGAAAGGUAAAAGGUAGGGUUCCAGAGUUUGAAAUAUACACAAUUGGAUUCUUUUGUUCACAACGAGGUGUGUGUGUGUGUGUGUGUGUGUGUGUGUGUGUGUGUGAGUUUCUUGGACUAAGGCUGCGUUCACACUUGGGGUUCUGUACUCUGGUCCAGACAAAAAUUUCACCAAAAGCUUCUAAAAUAUACUUUUCAAGAGUUUAUGAAACAUCAUGUGGCGCAAUGUUCUGUUGGGUUGAAUAUGUAAGGUAGCCGAUAAAUAUAUUCAGUUUUUACCAGCUCAGAUUUCACCAAAAGCUUCUAAAAUAUACUUUUAAAGAGUUUGUGAAACAUCAUGUGGCACAAUGUUCUGCAGGGUUGAAUGUGUAAAGGCAGCCGAUUAAUAUAUUCGACUGUUUUUACAAGUUCAGAUUUCACCAAAAGCUUCUAAAAUAUACUUUUAAAGAGCUUAUGCAACAUCAUGUCGCACAAUGUUCUGCAGGGUUGAAUAUGUAAGGUAGCUGAUUAAUAUAUUCUGUUUUUACCAGCUCAGAUUUCACCAAAAGCUUCCAAAAUAUACUUUUCAAGAGUUUAUGAAACAUCAUGUUUCACAAUGGUCUGCUGGGUUGAAUAUGUAAGGUAGCCGAUUAACAUAUUAUACUGUUUUUACCGGCUCAGAUUUCGCCAAAAGCUUCUAAAAUAUACUUUUAAAGAGUUUAUGAAACAUCAUGUGGCACAAUGUUCUGCUGGGUUGAAUAUGUAAGGUAGCUGAUUAAUAUAUUCUGUUUUUACCCGCUCAGAUUUCACCAAAAGCUUCUAAAAUAUACUUUUCAAGAGUUUAUGAAACAUCAUGUGGCAAAUGUUCUGCUGGGUUGAAUAUGUAAGGUACUGAUUAAUAUAUUCUACUGUUUUGCCUGCUCAGAUUUCACCAAAAGCUUCUAAAAUAUACUUUUCAAGAGUUUAUGAAACAUCAUGUGGCACAAUGGUCUGCUGGGUUGAAUAAGUAAGGUAGCUGAUUAAUAUAUUCGACUGUUUUUACCGGCUCAGAUUUUGCCAAAAGCUUCUAAAAUAUACUUUUCAAGAGUUUAUGAAACAUCAUGUGGCACAAUGGUCUGCUGGGUUGAAUAUGUAAGGUAGCUGAUUAAUAUAUUCUGUUUUUACCAGCUCAGAUUUCACCGAAAGCUUCUAAAAUAUACUUUUAAAGAGCUUAAGACAUAUCAUGUGACAUAACUGAAAUGUUCUAAACCAAAAUACCAUCUGCUGGAUGGAAUAGAUUGGUUACUUUUAUAUUCUGCUAUAUUUGCCAUAUUUAUUUAUUUACCAUAAGCUUGUAAAAUAUGCUUUUAAAGAGCUUUUGUGACAUGUUUCCUGAUGUAACUCAAAUAUUCCAAACCAAAAUACUGUCUUCUGGGUUGAAUACAUGGUCUACGUUUAUAUCCUGCCAUAUUUAUUAUCUCAGAUUUCACCUAAAGCUUGUGAAAUAUGCUUUUAAAGAGUUUUCCUGACAUAUUUUGUGACAUAACUCAAAUAUUUUCAACCAAGCUGAUCCAGUAACCAUCUCAGAUUUCAGCAAAAGCUUCUAAAAUAUACUUUUAAAGAGCUUUUGUUACAUAUCUCAAAUAUUUCUAACCAAGCUGAUCCAAGCUGUUAUAGUAAUCAUCCCAGAUUUCAGCAAAAGCUUCUAAAAUAUACUUUUUAAAGGUUUUUGUUACACAUUAUGCGAUGUAGUCCAAAUACACCAAACAAAAAUAUUGUUUUCUGGGUUGAAUACAUGGGCUACUUCUAUAUCCUGCCAUAUUUAUUGCCUCAGAUUUCAGCAAAAGCUUGUAAAAUAUACUUUUAAAGAGCUUUUGUGACAUAACUCAAAUAUUUCCAAACAAUCUGAUCCAAUCUGUUAUAGUAACCAUCUCAGACUUCAGCAAAAGCUUAUAAAAUAUCCUUUUAUAGAACUUUUGUGACAUAUUUUGUGCCAUAACUCAAAUAUUUCCAAACAAGCCGUCUCAGAUUUCAGCAAAAGCUUCUAAAAUAUACUUUUUAAAGGCUUUUGUUACACAUUAUGCGAUGUAGGCCAAAUAUUCCAAACCAAAAUGGCUUUUUCUGGGUCGGUUAGGAAUAGGUUACUUUGAUAUUCUGCUAUUUUUACCAUCUUUGAUUUCACCAAAAGCUUCUAAAAUGUACUUUUAAAGUGCAGUCACACACACACAUGGGGGGGGGGGGACUUCCUGUCAUUUGAACACCGGUGUGUCACAUUUGAGCUCAAGUCAAUCGAAGCGGUGCGCACCAGGGUUGGGGUGGCAGCACCAUGACGAGCAGAGUUGCUUUUUCCGAACCGAGUGUGAACGCACCCUAAUUGAAAUGCACACACAAACACCUCAGUCAUCAUUACCAUCUGUACGCCAUCACACAUACACGAGCAGACCCCUCCACGCCCCCGUCAGGGGGGGGUUGGAACUUAUGCAACGACCCCGGUAGAACGUUGUUCUCACGUUUGAACUCAUUUCCUUCCCUCUUUGAUGAUGACCUUUCACCUCCCGUCAUGGUUGUACGUGUGAGAAGAAGUGCAUGAUGGGAUGCAUGAUUCUUUAUGAGUGUGUUUGAGUCCAAGCCACCCCACCCCGGCCCCCGCAAAGGCCCCCGCCAUCCCUGUAGCGCCCUCUAAGUGAGUGCCAGUCGGACCCAGUAGUGGAGGAGGGAAGGUGAUCAGAGGAACUCGGCUCUUCUUCUCGUUGCUUUUCUUUUUCUUUCCCCCUCCUGAGACGUGUUUGUUUACUAUCCGAUUUAAAAAAAAUCUAUAAAUCCUUAAAGACAAAAAAAGAUGAAAAAAUGUCGGUUGAGCCUCGUGAUUGCGGCUCUCUCUCUUUCUCUCUCUCUCUCUUUCUCUCUUUCUCCCUCUCUCUCUCCUGCUUAUGUUAUUACUUAACAAUUAUUACGAUGAUGAUGAUUAUUAUUCUGGUUAUUUAUGCUAUUAUUCUUAGUAUUCUUAUUCUUAUUAUUAAUCCAAUUACUGCGAUGAAUGACUUCAUGUUAUCCUUGCUAGUUUAGGUCAUUUCUGAAACUGGAAACAAAAUAGAAAUCUUGCUGUAAAUGUUUGUUUUUUCUUUUUCAUAAAACUGUUGUGUUUGAAUUAUUUGUACUUUUGAAUGUUGGGACAAUAAAAUGAGGUGUCAAGAGCUGGGAUGUCU
Doryrhamphus excisus (bluestripe pipefish) is the source of this 7819-nucleotide messenger RNA. The record is from RefSeq and is a predicted model, not a curated record. Lineage: Eukaryota; Metazoa; Chordata; Actinopteri; Syngnathiformes; Syngnathidae.